Erigeron canadensis is the source of this 1284-nucleotide messenger RNA. Its product is annotated as adenylyl-sulfate kinase 3-like. The transcript is spliced from 7 exons. NCBI's taxonomy places the organism in Eukaryota, Viridiplantae, Streptophyta, Magnoliopsida, Asterales, Asteraceae. Bases 187 to 1044 code for a protein of 285 amino acids. Gene Ontology annotation, molecular function: ATP binding; adenylylsulfate kinase activity. The record is from RefSeq and is a predicted model, not a curated record. Gene Ontology annotation, biological process: sulfate assimilation.
CCACCACAUCUUUCACCCAACAAAUCUUCCAAUUCCAAGAUUCCUAUUCGAAUCUUCAUUUUGUAAAUACAUACACACUCACACAUUUACGAUUUUCAUAUUUCUUUUUUAUUUAUUUAUAAAUUUUAAUUUAUGAUAAACAUUUGAUUUAUAAGAUUCAGAUUCUUUUCGCGCGCCACGGCGGCAAUGACGGCGGCAUCUUCUGCGAAUCUUACAUUGAAACUCAUUUCCGAGUUUGCUGACUCAUCAUCCUCCCCACCGACAAAGCUAGGGUUUAUAAAUCUCCGGCGACGGAACAUGACGUCAUCAGGCUGUAUGAAUUUGGCGCCAAUUAAAGCAGCAAUGGAGAGAAUGCCUUCUUCAUUCGUUGAUUUCAAACCUAAUCCACCUGAUGCUGUUGAUUCCAAUGAAACAUGUGCAAAUGAAAGGGGAUCUAUGAAGAAGAAUAUUCUAUGGCAUAAAUGUUCAGUUGAUAAAAUGGAUAGACAAGAAUUGCUUAAUCAAAAAGGUUGUGUUAUUUGGAUUACUGGCCUUAGUGGUUCAGGAAAGAGCACUGUCGCUUGUGCGUUAAUUAGGGCGUUACAUGCUCAAGGGAAGUUGACAUAUGUCCUUGAUGGUGAUAAUGUUAGGCAUGGUCUUAAUUGUGAUCUUACUUUUAAAGCAGAGGAUCGUGCCGAGAAUAUAAGAAGGAUUGGUGAGGUGGCUAAGCUGUUUGCGGAUGCUGGACUUAUUUGCAUAGCUAGUGUGAUAUCUCCCUAUAGAAAAGACCGUGAUGCUUGUCGAUCUAUACUUCCAGAUGGAGAUUUUAUUGAGGUAUUCAUGGAUAUCCCUCUAUGUGUAUGUGAGGCUCGGGAUCCAAAAGGCUUAUACAAGCUCGCACGGGCUGGAAAGAUUAAAGGUUUUACUGGGAUUGAUGACCCAUACGAAGCGCCUCUAAAUUCUGAGAUUGUAUUACAACAAGAGGGAGAGGUCUGUCCUCCACCUGAGGCUAUGGCGGAGAAAGUGAUUUCUUAUUUGGAAGCCAAAGGGUAUCUACAUUCAUAGUGUUCAGGACGCCUGCAUCCUGUAUGACUUAUUACACAAGGUAUUGUGAUGAAACAUUCUAGGAAAUUACUCGUUUCCUGAUUUGGGUUCAAGUCAUCAGUGUUAUUUGUUACAUAUAGUCAGGAUAAAAGUUAAGUUAAUAAGGAUUUGCUGUAAAAUAUGUACUUUAAUAUGUACAAUUGUUGCCAAUUGUUGGUAUUUGUGAAAGAAAAUGAUUUACAGUCGAAACUUUAAAGAUUA